CUAUAUAUAUAGUAGGAGUAUAUAGUAUUACUUAGUUGAAUCAAACACUAGCUAAAGCAGCCAAACAAGGAUCUCAAGUGCAGUCAUGGCAGUUUCUUCAUCAUUUUACGACAGGCAAAUUAUGAAUGACACAUCGGAACAUAGAAGAAGGAUGGAAGCUGGAAGGAAUAGAUUACCAGGACAGAAAGACGAAUACCAGAAAUACACCCCACUGCUAAAAGCCGCACUGAGAGGCGAUUGGGAUUCGGGAAGCAGCCAAGAAAUUCUUCGCCCAAGACCCAAAGGCGAUCACGGCUCCAAUCACAAGGGAAUUAGAGUCAGCGCUUUACAUGGCCACUGGCACCGGACCGGCGGCGAUCUAUUUCGUGGCGGAGUUGCUGAAACUGAUGCCGGCCGAGGCGUUGGCACAAGGCGAUAUCGCCGGAAACACCCCCCUCCACCUCAGCGCGUGGGUCGGAAACACCACGGCUGCAGUCCUCUUGUUGGCGAAGAACCCGGGUUUGCUGCGCAUCAGGGAGGAGCGGGGGUGGUUGCCGGUUCAUUUUGCGGCGAUUCAUGCGAAAAAGGAGACGCUUUCGUAUUUGUUGAAGGUUACGUUUAAGGAUGAUGCGGCUAUGAGAACGCUUUUCUUCUCCCCAUCUGGGUCGACCGAACCGUCUGGUACCGAUCUUCUGAUCCAUGUUAUAACUUCCGGAUUCUAUGAUUUAGCUUUGGAUUUGGUUCAUCGUCACCCCCAAUUGGCUAUAUCACAGACACCCAAUGACAAUGACUCUGGUUUGGGAGCAAUAGCCAGGAAAGUGCAGGCAUUUCCAAGUGGCACGAAACUGAAUUUUUGGGAACGCAUUAUUUAUACUCAGGUUCCGGUGAAGUUGGAGAAUUAUGCUGAAGACCCCAGUGGAGUUGAGAUAGAGAAUCCAGUUAACAACAAACAAUUGCCGGUGCAAAAGUAUCAAUGGGCUUGCUUCAUAGGGAAAGCAUUCUCCAUGCCUGUGAGCCAAAAAUCGCAAGCUGUGCUUUGGAAAGUCAUUUCUCUAUUAGUGCCUGGAGUGCAACGCAUUCGAGAGCAAAAACAGAUGCAUCAGCAUGCACUUCAACUAGUCAGAUUCCUGGUUAAAGAAAUAGUGAUUUUGAACGACUUGAGCAUGUAUGAUUCACUUGAGACAAAAGUGGUUGUUAAUGCAGCAAGGCUGGGGAUUCACGAGGUUGUAGAAGAGAUUGUGGAAUCAAUUCCCAAAUUAGCUUGGGCUCGAGACUCAGAGUGUCGUAGCAUAUAUCAACGGGCGGUGAUGGAGCGUCAUGAGAAUGUCUUCAACCUCAUAUAUCAGAUGAGCGACCAUAAACACAGUGUAUCAAUGAAUAUAGACGAGUCUGGGAACAAUAUCCUGCACAUAGCUGGACGAUUGGCACCUCUUGACAAACUCAACCAAGUUUCCGGUGCAGCUCUUCAAAUGCAGCGCGAGUUACAAUGGUUUAAGGAAGUGGAGAAGUUUGUAAGACCCAGUUAUAUAGACAGGCCAAACGUACAAAAUGAAACACCAGCAAUGGUAUUUACAAGAGAACAUGAGAAGUUAGUAGUUGCAGGUGGGGAAUGGAUGAAAAACACAGCAAAUUCAUGCACCAUUGCAGCAGCGCUUAUUGCCACCGUGGUAUUUGCAGCUAUAAUUACUGUUCCUGGAGGCAACGAUGACUCGAACGGCCUUCCAAUUUUCUCUAAAGAAAUUGCAUUCACCGUCUUUAUCAUUUCAGAUGCACUUUCUCUGUUCACAUCCACCACUUCUCUAUUGCUGUUCUUGUCCAUCUUGACUGCUCGUUAUGCAGAAGGUGAUUUUCUCCAUGUUCUUCCCAAAAGGCUGAUAAUUGGACUUGUCACUCUAUUCCUCUCUAUAACAACCAUGAUGGUGGCCUUCAGCUCUACGCUAUGUCUUGUGUUCGGACAACUAAAAGCAUGGAUACUUUUUCCUGUGGGUGCAUUAGCAUGUUUACCUGUCACGUCUUUUGUGCUUCUUCAGUUUCCGCUCCUUGUGGAUCUCAUCUCUUCAACAUACGGCCAUGGAAUUUUUGGCAAGCAAAGUGAUCGACAGUUCUUUUGAGAUCAAUAUAGUAAUGAAGAAUUCCAAGCAUAUAUCAUCAUCUGAUGACAUUAUAACUAAUAUCAUCAACAACUAGUGCAUGUUCUACGCGAUGUAGACUAGUUAAUAUUUGAUCUUAGCUGUCUGAGAAUAUCAACCUUUUCUUCUUC
Molecule: messenger RNA, 2239 nt
Organism: Rhododendron vialii
Lineage: Eukaryota; Viridiplantae; Streptophyta; Magnoliopsida; Ericales; Ericaceae
Exons: 7
Coding region: 330-2090 (586 amino acids)
Molecular function (GO): protein binding
Source: RefSeq, a predicted model, not a curated record